AUGUGGGUCGUUUUCUGGGCUCUCCUUCUGUUCUUCAUCAUCAUCACAAGCUUCUUUGCGACUCUAACAACAUCCGCUUCACCAGCUCUCCAUGCAGAUGAAUUGCAUGCGCUUGGGGAGAUAGCUACUACACUUGGAAUCAAGAGACUGAACCUAAGUGAUGGAGAUCCUUGCUUUUUAGAAACUCUAAAACUUGGUGGUGUUGUUUCGAAUGUCGUCAAUAUGCCUUUCAAUAACAUUGUUUGUGAUUGUAGCUUCAAUAAUAACAUGACAUGUCAUAUUACAGAAAUAUUUCUCAAGUCCACAAGUCUCCCAGGGAAACUUCCGCCUGAGUUGGCCAAGCUUCGGUAUCUCCAGAAGAUAGACUUGUGCCGAAACUACCUUUCGGGCUCAAUCCCCAUGGAGUGGGCUUCAAUGCCACACCUCACUUUCAUCUCCCUCUGCGCGAAUAACUUGUCUGGCCCUUUACCACCAGGUUUACAAAACUUCAAGAAUCUGACAUUUCUAGGGGUUGAAGCCAACCAGUUCUCUGGUCACAUUCCUGAUGAGUUUGGUAACUUGACAUCCCUGACAGGAUUGGAACUUGCGUCCAAUCAAUUUACAGGAAGCCUUCCUAGCUCUCUGGCUAGAUUGGUAAACCUCGAGAUAUUUAGGAUAAGUGACAAUAACUUCAGUGGCAUCAUCCCAGAAUAUAUUGGCAACUGGUCUCGGCUUCAAAGGCUAGAUCUACAAGCAAGUGGACUGAAAGGACCUAUUCCUGACGCAGUGGCCCGCCUAGAAAAUCUUACUAACCUGAUUAUUAGUGAUAUGACCGGGAUAAACUCCUUUCCUAAUAUAUCCAGCCAAGUCAUCCAAAACCUGAUUUUGAGGAAUGUGAAUAUGUCUGGUCCAAUUCCUUCUUACAUCUGGAGUAAACCGGUCUUGAGAUCUCUUGAUUUAUCGUUUAACAAGUUGACCGGUGUUCUUGGCAUAAAUUUAGUACCAAAACUUACCUACUUGACUGGCAAUAUGCUUUCCGGGGAAAUUAAAUCUGGCGUUUACCUCAACAGUAAAUCAAAUAUUGACCUCUCUUAUAACAAUUUCUCAUGGCCGUCUAGCUGCCAAGAAAGGAGUAACAUUAAUACAUACCGGAGCUCAUAUUUAAACAACACUUAACUGGGCUUCUUCCAUGCGCUGGUCCAGUCACUUGCAAGCGAUAUCAUAGAUCGCUACAUAUAAAUUGUGGUGGGGAAACUGUAACUGUUACAAACUCUUUGGGUAAAAUCA
Molecule: messenger RNA, 1266 nt
Organism: Brassica oleracea var. oleracea
Lineage: Eukaryota; Viridiplantae; Streptophyta; Magnoliopsida; Brassicales; Brassicaceae
Product: probable LRR receptor-like serine/threonine-protein kinase At1g29720
Exons: 17
Coding region: 1-1155 (384 amino acids)
Molecular function (GO): protein binding
Source: RefSeq, a predicted model, not a curated record